Topomyia yanbarensis is the source of this 6280-nucleotide messenger RNA. It is a transcript of the gene Zdhhc8, whose product is annotated as palmitoyltransferase ZDHHC8. Gene Ontology annotation, biological process: protein palmitoylation. The transcript has 10 exons. The record is from RefSeq and is a predicted model, not a curated record. NCBI's taxonomy places the organism in Eukaryota, Metazoa, Arthropoda, Insecta, Diptera, Culicidae. Gene Ontology annotation, molecular function: palmitoyltransferase activity. The coding region runs from base 556 to 3135 and encodes 859 amino acids.
GUCAGUCAGCCAUCAUGAUGAACUUUCAUGACGGCGAAGGUUCAACUUUUUUCUUGCCCUCGCGAUAUCUGCCAGGCAGCCUUCUUCUAGAAUGUAGAGUUUCUGUUACUGGUUACGGGUGUUGCAAAAAUACGGAUUUCUAGGCUGCGAAAACCUCCGGAAUAGUGCGUGCGGAGCCGCGGAGUGUGCGAAAAUGAAAAAAUGGUGAAUCAACUUCGCGGAUUUCGAUAAAAAAAAAUGGAUAAAGAGUCGAGUAGAUUAGUGAGUGAUGAAAAUUUUGCGCAAAAAUAGUGCAAAAUUAUGGUCAUAGCAGCCUGUGCAGAAGGAAAAAUCUACUACUACUGUGUAGAUAAAUCACGAAGAAAACAAAAACAAAGAAGCAAGUGGAUUUAGAUAAAUAAAAUCCAACAGCAAUCUCAAUGAGGUGGAAAACGGAAAUACCCAGUGCGAACUGAUUGAUUGAAUAGUAAAACACAAAGUUUAGGGUUUUUCAAGGGUCUUCGGAAAACCUGGAAAAAUUGUUUUAGCGGGUAACAGUAGCAACAGAGAAAGAGGAUGCCGAAAUGUGAUGUUAAAACUAGGUAUAUUCCGGCGACCUUCGCCUGGACAUUGUUGCUGGGCACGACGUUUCUGUUUUUCUACUAUCCAUGCCGCCAGUUUUACAUACAUCGACACCCAUGGGUACCGGCUUAUCAGGCUGUCAUCACGUUCUUCGUCAUCGCCAACUUUACGCUGGCCACCUUUAUGGAUCCCGGUGUCAUACCGAAAGCCCCACCUGACGAAGAUCGCGAGGAUGAGUUUCGCGCACCACUGUACAAAAAUGCCGAAAUCAACGGCAUCACGGUGCGGAUGAAAUGGUGCGUGACAUGCAAAUUUUACCGGCCACCACGCUGUUCGCACUGUUCCGUGUGCAACCACUGUAUCGAGACCUUCGAUCAUCACUGUCCGUGGGUGAACAACUGCAUCGGUCGACGGAACUAUCGUUUCUUUUUCUUCUUCCUGAUUUCACUAUCAAUCCACAUGAUGAGCAUAUUUGCCCUCUCGCUGAUCUACGUGCUACAGAAGGAGAAGGAUAAGCUAACCGAGGUGGAACCAAUUGUGUCAAUGGUUCUUAUGGCGAUCGUUACCCUGCUGGCGAUUCCGAUCUUCGGGCUGACUGGUUUUCACAUGGUUUUAGUGUCACGAGGACGGACAACCAAUGAGCAGGUCACCGGAAAGUUCAAAGGCGGCUACAAUCCGUUUUCACGCGGUUGUUGGAACAACUGCUGUUAUGCCCAGUGCGGCCCGCAGUAUCCAAGUUUGCUGAAACCGCAGAAGUAUGUCGCUCGCCGUUCCAACAAGGAAAACCAAUCGAUCAGUACGAUCACGAACGACGGUGGUCCUGGUGGAGGUGGAGGCGGAGGUAAUUCCAGUCGUCAUCUCAACUCCCAGCAGCAGGCCCUUAGCGGCAGUGGUUCCGGCGGCAGUAGCGGUAGCCAGGGCAUCUAUGAUAACAGUCGCCACACGCAGGUAAAAACCUAUAUGGAUCAUGGCAAUGGUCACGGUAUUCGUACGGUUGGAUCCAGUCAUUACAGUAAGCUCUCGUGCUCUCUCGAAUCAUUUUUGAACUCUAGCAAAAUGUUCCUCGAGAAGGAGCUAUCACCGGGUCGGGAGUGCUCCGACAUUGACAUGGAACCGCAGGCAUCGCAAAGUCGGGACUGUGAACCGACACCACCUCUACAGCGACACGGUUCCAAGAGUAAUUUCUUCCUACCACCGAUUGAUGGUAACGGAGGAAUCAACAUAGGAGGUGGUGGUCAGGGUCAAGGUAGCAACGGUGGUGGUGAUUCACCACGACACAUACGGAUGUACCAUCCACGACACAGUCCGCAUCCUCGCCAACGAGGAUUGGAUCCGUCUCGAAGCUUCACGCCGGAGGGCCUAUCACCGGAUCAGCCUCCGCCGAUGAUAACUAUUCAACAACAGCAAGCCCAACAAAUGCAACAACAACAGCAGCAGCAGCAAAAUCAGUCCGGUAUGCCACGGGGCACUUCGGCAACACCGACAAUGCAGCAGCGGAUCAAGGCUCUCGGUGUAGCCACACCUCUGGCGUUGUCUAGUCCUGUUAGGAGAUCGAAUCCUGGUACGCCAACCCAACCCCGACGACCAGAUUUCAUCGGAGUGAACAUGGUCAACCAACAGCAGCAGCAGCAACCAGGUGCAACCUAUUACGAUUUUCCCCUCCAGCAGCAACAACAGCAAGUACAGCUUCAUCAAACGGGUCUUCCACCAGUGCAUCCCUAUCAUCAGCAGGCGCCAAUGUCCCAGCAACAGUCACAAUACCCGAUGAUUCACCACAAUGGUGGGCUGCCCCAGCAACAGCAGCAGCAACAACAGCAACAGCAAAGACCUCCGAACAUUGUCUACCACCACGGAAGUCCUCAGCGACGUUAUCUCUCCGAGGGAGAAUUAGCUCGCCAGGGAGCCGAACUGUCCUAUGCUAGGAGUAACCAAACGGUGGACAACAUUCGCGAACUUGCUGGAAGUCCCCAGCGGGGAGUUUACAUGUGGAAGGAUACCUCGCCUGGUUUCAGCAACGGAAACGGAACAGCCAAUCAGACGCAACAACUACUCAGCAAUCAGACACAAUCUCCAGGGGUAUUCGUGAGUAUGGCUCAAUCUGUCUACCAGAACACACCCAGUCCAACAGCACCUCAACAGCAGCAGUCGCAACAACUACCCCAGUAUGGUAGCGUUAGUGCGGCCCGCUAUCAACUACAGCAGCAACAGCAGCAGGCCAGCAUGAACAGCUACCAUCCGGCACUUCGCGGUGGUGUCCCAGUGUUUCCUCCUCAACCCCUUCCAGCUUCGGCAGUACCAAAUGUUGUUACUGCCACAGGCAAUCCAGUCGCACAAUCUGCCAACGGUCCGCAGGCUCCAUCGCCGCAGAUCAAACGGAAGGCCAUCCCUACCAGACCGAUGUCGUUUGUGAGGGCACUCGAGAUGACUGACGCAAUCGAGAUGAACCCGACCGACGGUAGCAGCAGUAGCGGGCAGCAGCAACAACAGCCGGGUGGGCAGUCCGGACGGGCAACUACUCCGACGCCACCGGAACGGGGUAGCGUGUACGAUAUGAACUACGAGAUUUCCGUAUAACAAGAGCAGCCGGUGGUGAAGCAGCAGCAGCAGCAGCAACAGUAGUAGCAAUAGUUGUAGGCAACGACUUGGUAAUUAGUGGUGGUAAGCGUGCAAGAAUUGUCGUUUGUUGGUAGACGCCAUGGUUGUUUUGUUUGGGUUUUUAUAUUUAUUCUUAUUUCAAUUGUACAGUUCAAUCCCUCCUUACGGUAGAUUUCUAGCGUGUAUGUGCCACGUGAUUUUAGUUAUGGCAGUCUUGUCUUUGUUUUACACAAUAGUCUAACGUACUAACCUGUGCUGUUGUCUAGGGCGUGUACAGUUGGUUUACUAUAGUGGUAAUAUUUUCGGGGAACGAAAGAAAGAGGUGCCAUUGCUGGGACGCUUGACUAGAUCGCUCGGUUGAGUGAUCUACCACCUAUUAGAAAAAUCAUAGGAUAGGUUUCUCAAGUUAUGUAAUGAAUUGGUCAAUCUGGACUGUAGCAUGAGUAAAGACCUUAUACAUACAUUUUUUCGAAUAUUUUUGUGUUAUACCUAUAGUUAUUCUGCAUUACGGCGGAUACUGUAUUUUCAAAUCGAGAAUCUGUCACAUCCGAUAGAAUAUAGACGAAGUGUGAAAUAUUAUUCCAUCUAGUUUAAAAUCGGCGAGGUCGUUGAGAAGUACGAUUCGCCUUUCUAAUUUCUAAAUUGAAGGAUAUUUGUGAUCUUCAGUUAAGAUCAUUAAACUAUUACAUUUAUGUAUUGACAAAUACAGCAACUGCCACCAGCUUACUAGUGUGUCCAACAGGCAUUGUAAUGAGCAGAUUAGACACACUUCCCUUUCGUGUUUGAUGCGUUGCCACGCUCAAAACACGCUCUAAAAACAGUUAAUAGCUUUGUAUUCUUGUUUCGUUGCUAAUAGUGUAAAUAUAUUGGCGCUGUAAGGUUAUUCCCUACUCGCGUGAUUUAGUGUGAAUUACGAUGCCUGGUACCCAGAAAAUGUUAUCACUUGCCAACGGUUCGCUUUACACAAAUUUAACUGAUUAGUUUUAGUAACUGCUCAUCGAACUCCGCCCUUCUUAACGUUACUUCGUACUGCGACCUUAAUAUUUGGUUACCCUCCCUCCCCAUCGAGGAUUAUUGUUCUGUUUUUUUUUUUGUUUGAGUUUUGUUAAAAUGAUCAAUGUCGCUGUGUUUCUAGUAUAUGUGCACACUCAGAGUGUACCUAUGUGGGAUAGGUAUCCACCUAUGAAUGGUAAUAGUGCUGCUAGCGAGUAACGAUUAACCUAUUCCAAAGCGAUUGUUGGUCUCCAGCGAGGGAUCCUGUAAACCCCCUCAAGAAAGUAUAUAGACCCACAUACUUGUAAAUAGAUUCUUCAUAGUAAACACACUCACACGUCCUUUUUCACUGACGCAAAUACAAAUACAAACAUUCAUUGUAAUCUUAGGAAAAAAACAAAAACAAAGCAAGUCGUAUGUAUGUCCGAUAUGAAAACGAACAAAUUUAUUAAUAAAGAACUGCUAGGUAUGAAAUCUGAAGGUGAUUCUCCGGAAGCGCCAAAGGUUGCCAAAUAACAGCCAGGGACUACACAAGCCUAGGGCAUUUAGGUUCUAUUCAGUACACACGGAACUUCGGAGUGAACGAUUCUUUAAUGAACAGUUGAAUGAUGAUUUGGAGAAGGAUGCAUUCACUGCCCGUGUUGUUAGAGGGUGUUCAAAGUUCCACUCGCAAAAUAGUUUCCCGCCCCCUUCCGAGAUUGAAAAAAUCUACAUCACACGGUAGCCAAUUAAGCAGAAGCUAGAGCAGCGACCAUUUUGUACACGUGUAUAACUGUUAGUUUAUUAUGGAAUUCUUUCUGAACUCGGAAAUUUUCCAGGAUCACGCAAAGAAGAUGAAAUGGUUUUUAUGAGGUAAGGUUAAAGUUUUAUCAAACGAGUAAAAGCAAAAGAUUGACACAUAUGUCUCAGUUGAUGAUGAAACCGAGAAAAUGAUAGUUAAAUGUAUUUAUUAAUAAAUUGUAUAGUAAUUGUACGCAUGAUGUUCGCGAUAUAACACCUCCAUAGCAUCACUUUCGGUUUGCAAUGUCAUUGAUUGGAACUAUCAAAAAUCUACCUUGGAGGAAGUGAAGGAAAGGAAAACUAUAUUAAGAGGAUGUUUUAACGAGAUAAAUACUAACCUUGUUUGAGUAAAGUAAAGCAUACCUACAGAUUAACGGGCACAACAAGAGAAUGCGCAAUCACCGACAAUAGUAAGUUGCAGUAACCGAUCCGACAGAUAGCGCUUGAGUCUGUUCCUAUGUGUUACGUUUUUUUCUGUUUGUUAUGCUGAAAUAUCGUUUUUCUUUACUGGAUCUUUAAGUGUUUGAUAUGAGGUCAUUUGGCAUAAUGGAAACAACGUUGUUAGCUAAAAACAAUCAGGGGACCGUUGUUAGUUCACGCGAACCUCUCCUAAUAACUGAACGAAGAGCAGUUGGGUGUGGUGAUGAUCAUUUCAAUUGUCCCAGUAAACGAAAUGGUGACCGAGCAGGUUAAAAUAGAUGCAGGCAUGUUAUAGGUUAUUGAAACUUUGUUCUAGGCUUCUGGCCGUUUACUUCAAAUAUAUAGUGUGGGCUGUAGAAGACACUGGUGGUCGAUGAGUUCCACUAAUCCAUUGGUCUCUCGGGAUUUCGAGAUUUCUGCUGUUUACAUGUUAUUACCAAGACUAUGUUGGUCGCUAUUACGGUACGUAAAAAGCUGGCUACACUGAUUGUUGAGCUCACCUUUAAUAAUGUAAUACGAAAAAUUUGAAUUAACAAUAUGCAUUCAAAGGCUUCCCACAGAACUUGGAUCCAAUGUGCCAAUUGACCCCACAUACAAUAGUACUGAUCCAUUGGCAACUGUUCUCCGUAACUCACAAAAUAAUGUCUAUAACGCGGAACAAAUCGUGUUUUUUUAGAUUGUGUUCAAGACAAACAAAAACUAGUUAUAUUUGUGGAAAGUUAGUAAAGAAAUAAAACAGAUUCACGAAAGAGACAAACCGAGUCGGUUGGGUGUUUUACAAGCAAGUGAACAAAAAUAGAAUUUGACGAUUUGAAAAAGGAUAUAAUGAUACAGCAAACAGCUGAAAACACUUAUAUAUAUGACAAAAGAAACUGUAAUAUUUCACUGUGAAUAUAUACAUAUAUAUGAAAAUAAAAAAAAAGUGAAGAAA